AAUUCGGUACGUCGCCAAUGUAAACAAAAGACAAAGCAGUGUUUUUACAUUUAUAAAAUAAAAUAGACUAGAACGCGGUAGAGCUGGUAGAACAAAUAUGCCAAAUAAAUUAAAAUAUUUCAUUUUAACCGGCGACCCGGGAGUUGGAAAAACAACACUUACGAAAAAGCUAUGUGAAGCAAUUCAAAUGUUGGGUACACAAGCUUCGGGCUUUUACACAGAAGAGAUUAGAAAAGACGGUAUUCGUUUGGGAUUUGACGUAGUGACAUUGGAAGGAGAACGGGGCCGGCUGGCGAGAGACCAGAGCUUAUUGACAGAGCCAGUGAAGUACAAUGUUGGGAAAUAUGGAGUGCUGGUGCCUGAGUUUGAAAGUAUCGCCCUGUAUAGUAUGAGAAAGCUAUCCCCGCCAUUGCUUCUAGUAAUAGACGAGAUAGGUAAAAUGGAGUUUUUCAGCGCGCCGUUCAAAUCCAAGGUUAAGGAGGUAUUCAGCCCAGGUUCCGACUGCUUUGUAUUGGCCACUAUACCAAUUAGGAAGGUAGAUCCGCUCAUCGAGUCUAUAAGGAGUAAUAAGGACGGGAAAGUUUGGGUGGUGACAAGGGAAAACCGGAACCACAUUCAUGAUGAAAUAUUAAAGGAAAUAAAAUUAUCACUAGAGAUUUCAUAGUUAAAAGUUAAGAUACAGACGAUACAGUGCUUUAAAUGAGUAUUAGGUAAUUAACUGCGUACCUAUUGUGUAACUGAUAGUUUAAUAAAAUGUUUUUUGAUUGUUAA
Molecule: messenger RNA, 771 nt
Organism: Cydia splendana
Lineage: Eukaryota; Metazoa; Arthropoda; Insecta; Lepidoptera; Tortricidae
Product: nucleoside-triphosphatase THEP1
Exons: 4
Coding region: 98-664 (188 amino acids)
Molecular function (GO): ribonucleoside triphosphate phosphatase activity
Source: RefSeq, a predicted model, not a curated record